AAGAGGAGAAGGAGGAGAAAGGAGAAGGGCCGGCGGGAGCUGUGCUCUGGCAUUGCAGGGGGCUGAGGCGGGGGGUCCUGCUAACAGGCGAGGCGGCUGGACGUGGAAGCGGUGAGACCAACAGCCCGGGACUGAAGGGGGAGGAGAAGCGAGACUGGAGGAGGAUACAAAGCCACAGCUGAAGAUUUGAGUCUUCCUCUCCAGCAAAGAGACUUCUAUUUUGUGGGGAAUGCCUUAUCUUUCCAGGAUAGAAACAGACCCCAUGACCUGCCAGUGGGGAUGCUGGCAAUUUUCAGGAUAGGCAUUGGAGUUCCUGUGCCAAACAGGGAAGGGUGGCGUGGCCAGUUCUGGCCCAUCCCGAAGUUGUCAGAAGCUGCAAGCUGGUCUCAGUCCAGAUCUUCACCCAUCCCACGCGCCCUCCAAGAUUGGUUUUCCUGCUUGUGGUAGCAACUUUCUGAGCACCUGGAACCAGGACCAGUCAGCUGCUGACAGCCAGCCAGUGGCCCACGGGCACUGCUCCUCCUCGCCUCUGGACUUCCAUCCCCAGGACUUUUAACUGGAUUUUUUUGCCAGGACUUCUGAGGAGCUGGGGCAUGGCAUCUUGAAGCCCAGGAUAUCCAGGGCCAUCUCCUGCUCUCUGUGCCCUUCCCCUUCUGAGCCCCAACCUUCCAAUUCAGGAUGGGGAGGGAGCAGGACCUGAUUCUUGCUGUGAAGAAUGGGGAUGUAGCUGGGGUACAGAAGCUGGUGGCCAAAUUCAAGGCGGCUAAGAGCAAACUCCUUGGCUCCACCAAGAAGCUCAACGUAAACUACCAGGAUACAGAUGGGUUCUCCGCUCUGCACCAUGCAGCCUUGGGGGGCAGCCUGGAACUGAUGGCAUUACUACUAGAGGCACAGGCCACAGUGGAUAUCAAAGACAGCAAUGGCAUGCGUCCCUUGCACUACGCAGCCUGGCAGGGCCGGCUGGAACCCGUGCGCCUGCUCCUGAGAGCAGCCGCUGCCGUCAAUGCUGCUUCCCUGGACGGGCAGAUCCCACUGCACCUGGCGGCCCAGUACGGGCAUUAUGAAGUGUCAGAGAUGCUUCUGCAGCAUCAGUCUAACCCCUGCCUGGUUAACAAGGCUAAGAAGACCCCGCUGGAUUUGGCCUGUGAGUUUGGACGACUCAAGGUAGCCCAGCUACUCCUAAAUAGCCACCUGUGUGUGGCUUUGCUGGAGGGUGAGGCCAAAGAUCCGAGUGACCCCAACUACACUACCCCACUGCACCUGGCUGCCAAGAAUGGGCACAAGGAGGUUAUCAGGCAGCUGCUGAGGGCUGGGAUCGAGAUCAACCGCCAGACGAAGACAGGCACCGCCCUGCAUGAGGCAGCGCUCUAUGGGAAGACCGACGUGGUGCGGUUGCUGCUGGAGGGUGGUGUGGACGUGAACAUCAGGAAUACGUAUAACCAGACAGCCCUGGAUAUCGUGAACCAAUUCACUACUUCUCAGGCCAGCCGGGAAAUCAAGCAAUUACUACGGGAAGCAUCAGGGAUCCUGAAGGUCCGGGCUCUCAAGGAUUUCUGGAACCUCCAUGACCCUACUGCCCUCAAUAUCCGGGCUGGAGACAUCAUCACGGUUCUCGAACAACACCCUGAUGGACGAUGGAAGGGACACAUACAUGAGAGCCAACUGGGCACUGACCGGGUGGGAUACUUCCCACCGGGCAUCGUUGAAGUGGUCAGCAAGCGGGCUGGGGUCACCAUACCCCGCCCCUCAGCUGGGACCAUACCUCUGCGGCCAAAUUUUGCCAGGACCCCUCAGUUGCCAACUGAUGACCCCCUGCACCCUCUCACUUAUAGCCAACUUCCUCGGAUUGGCAUUAGCCCAGAUAGCCCAGCAGCCAGUGACAGGAACAGCGUGGGCAGUGAAGGGAGUGUGGGCAGCAUCCGCAGUGCAGGUAGCGGUCAAAGUUCAGAAGGCCCAAAUGGACAUAACACCGGCCUCCUCAUUGAGAAUAGCCAGCCACUGACCCCUACUGGAGAAGACCUGUCUCUGCCUGGCCUGCACCCCACAUCCCUGCCAGAAGGCUUGAGCCACUGGUCUCUGACAAACCACCGCCCUAGGGAACAAAUCUUCAACCAGGAUGUGAGACCAGAACAGCUGCUGGAGGGGAAGGAUGCUCAGGCUAUUCACAAUUGGCUGAGCGAGUUCCAGCUGGAAAGCUAUACCACUCACUUCCUGCAGGCUGGUUACGACGUGCCAACCAUCAGCCGAAUGACGCCAGAGGACCUGACAGCCAUUGGGGUGACGAAGCCUGGGCACAGGAAGAAGAUUGCUACUGAGAUCACCCAGCUUAACAUUGCAGAAUGGCUACCUAGCUAUAUCCCGGCGGACCUGCUGGAGUGGCUAGGGGCCCUGGGGCUGCCUCAGUACCACAAACAACUAGUGAGCAGUGGCUAUGAUUCCAUGGGGCUGGUGGCCGACCUUACCUGGGAGGAGCUGCAGGAAAUUGGAGUCAAUAAACUCGGUCAUCAGAAGAAGCUGAUGCUGGGAGUGAAACGUCUGGCAGAGCUUCGACGGAGCUUGCUCCAGGGGGAGGGACUGAGUGGGGGUGGGGGUGGGAGUGGGAGGCGAGUGGCCGGGGGUCCAGAAGUGAUGGCCAUUGAGGGGUUGGAGAAUGGCGAUGGCCCUGCUGGACCCCGGCUGGUCACCUUCCAAGCCAGUGAACUCAGCCCUGAGCUGCAAGCAGCCAUGGCCAGGGGUACCCCAGAGCCGCUGACCUUGCCCCCAACCCGUUCCCCUAGCCAGGAGAGCAUUGGGGCACGUUCUAGGGGUUCUGGGCACUCUCAGGAACAGCCUACCCCUAGACCCAAUACUGGGCACCCCAGUCCCCCUCCGGAGAGGAAUCUGCCAGAGGGUAACGAACACCCUUCCAGCAAGGACACACCCCCCUAUAUGCUCAUGCAUCCCCAUAGUUCACCCCCUAGUCCAGCUCCCAUGCCACCUUCUAGUGCCUCCCGGGCCUUCUCCUACUUGUCUGCUUCCCCUUCAACUCCUCCUGACCCUCCCCGACCCAAACGCCGCUCCCACAGCUUGAGCCGCCCAGGAUUGACAGAAGGGGAGGCUGAAGGACCAGUGGGCAGUGCCUUGGACAGCUAUGCUACCUUGACUCGGCGCCCUGGUCGAAGCACCUUGACCCAGGUUAGCCCUGGCUCUGCUCUGACUAGAGGGGCUCCCCGUAGCCAGUCCUUUGCCUUACGAGCUCGCCGAAAAGGGCCUCCGCCUCCACCACCAAAACGUCUCAGCUCUGUCUCUGGUACCACGCCAGACUCUCUGUUGUCUGGUGGGAGUCCAGGGCCCGAAGAAGAAGCCGUAGCAUCCCGGAGACGCACACUGAGUGAACCAACUGGUCCUUCGGAUCCCCCCAGCUCUCCUGCACCUGGGAGUCCUGCUUCAGACACAGAAGAGGAGCGGGGUUCUGAAGGAACAUCCCGAUCCCGGGGCAGCUCUGGUGAGGGACUGCCCUUUGCUGAAGAAGGCAACCUGACUAUCAAGCAGCGGCCCAAACCUGCUGGGCCCUUGAACCGCGAGGUCUCUAUCCCCCCUGGACUUGACUUCAACCUUACAGAGUCAGACACUGUCAAACGGAGGCCCAAAUGUCGGGAGAGAGAGCCACUGCAGACAGCACUUCUGGCUUUUGGAGCUGCCAGUCCUACCCCAGUUGUCUCAGCCCCACUACCUUCACAGCCCACCAUGGAUUCCCCAGCACCUCCCCCACCCAGCUCCUCCACUCCCACCCCUUCUGGUCCUGCCUCUAACAAUUCACUGACUCUUAACACCCCUGCAUUCCCCCUCUCCACCAAUACCUUGACUCAGAUUCCUGGUCCCCAGUUGCCUGGGUCUGGCCUGGAGGACUCAGUGGCCACCCCUCAAAAGGGGGAGAUGUCCCCAGCCCCACCCUUGGCCCUCAUCAAAGUGCCAGUAGGAGGUAUGAGGGGAUGGCGGAGGGGUAUUAUGGGUUUUGAGAGGCCCUUUUUCCUAUUGCAGAUAACAGACUGGCCGUUUUCUUCCUCCUUAGGACCAUCUCACAAACCUGUGUCAGUGGCUUGUACACAACUUGCAUUCUCAGGGCCUAAGCUGGCUCCCAAACUUGGUUCUCGCCCCAUCCCCCCACCAAAACCUGAGAGUGGGGGAGCACCCAUUGCUGCUCAUGCCCAGCAGAGACUAGAGCAGACCAGCUCUUCCCUGGCAGCUGCCCUGAGGGCAGCUGAAAAGAGCAUCGGUGUUGAGGAUCAAGAAGGCAGCCUUUCCCAGCCUGGCGAUUCCAAACACAUCCUGGAUGAUAUCAGCACCAUGUUUGAUGCCUUAGCUGACCAACUGGAUGCCAUGCUGGACUGAGCUGAGACCUAGCUCUUCACGCAAAGGGCAGCAUGUGGGACGUCCUGGCAGUGACACCUUCGCUCCAGCAAGGAAGGAGUUAACAGUACAAAGGGAAGGGCCAGGGCCUUCGAGAAGCAGGAGCAGAACUAGAGUGCUGUCUUCCUUCCAUGCCUGCUCCUCCUGUAAGCCAAUACCUGUCAGUAACCACAGCUCCACCCCUGAACAGCCCCUAGCCUGAGGGGCAAAGCAAACUUGUUGGAGCCUGACAGGCUCAGGGGCCCCAGCUCCAGCACCUGGCAUUGUGUAAUCUGACCUGACAGCUCUGCCCCCUUGGACAUGGCCUCUGGGAAAAGCUUCCUCUCCAGGCUGUAAGGGACAAAGGCCUUGUGGUAUUUUAUUCCUGCCCAUUCCUAUCUCACUCCCAUGCGGAGCAGCCCUGACAGGCAAAAGAACUUUCCCCAGAGAAGAAGGACUAGAAGGGGUUCGAGAUGAAGGGAUGGCUAGGAGCAAAGUUCAACCCCCUAACCUAUCCGGGACAGUCUUCCUUGCUGUCCCAGCCGGACCUGUGUGUGUAUAUAGGACAUGUAAAUAGGCCACGCUGGGUAUGGCAGCAGGGCAUGGCACCGAGAAGCUAUGAAACCACAACCAGGUGCCCACCAGCCUCAUAAGCUUUCCCCUUCCCCCUACUGCUCUGACAAAGCUGCUGUGAUGUUGGGCAGGGUGCCCAGGCUGUGUGAUGGGCCUGGUGUUACAGGCCAACUUGUGUGUAAUUCCAGAUUUUUUAAGCAGAGAGAAAGGUGUAUAUUUUAAAUGAAAUAUUCUCUAUUAACAGGCAGGGAGGAGCUAACGCUACCUUGGGCCAGAGAAGUGCUCUGGUUAGGUCAGUAGCCCCCUCUCUCUGACCAUUAACCCCUUCCCAACACUAACUUCAAUGAAAAACUCAUUCCACUCGA
Messenger RNA from Trichosurus vulpecula (common brushtail), 5306 nucleotides. RefSeq names its product CASK interacting protein 2 (gene CASKIN2). Bases 679 to 4371 code for a protein of 1230 amino acids. The transcript has 19 exons. NCBI's taxonomy places the organism in Eukaryota, Metazoa, Chordata, Mammalia, Diprotodontia, Phalangeridae. The record is from RefSeq and is a predicted model, not a curated record. Gene Ontology annotation, molecular function: protein binding.